GUGGUGCUGUGGUCGCCGAUCCGGACGUGAGCCUCUGGGAUGUGGGAAGCGCGGAAAACCUGGCGGAUGUGUUUCAGGGUGCGGCCAGCGCCAACCCGACCGUGACGAAGUGGGACGUUCGCAAAGUGACCAGCAUGCAUGCUCUGUUCGAAUCUGCCUCCGUGGCGAAACCAAACGUCACGGCCUGGCAAACGGACUCCGUGAAGACUACGGAGCGAAUGUUUGCGCACGCGGUGAAGGCCAAUCCGUGCGUGUCCAGCUGGAACGUGCAAAAGGUGGCCACCGUGCGGCGCAUGUUUUACAACGCCACCUGCGCAACGCCAAACCUGGCAGAAGGCUUCUGGUCGGACUUCUUGGUGGACGGUUUGACCCCGUCCCUCGAGGUGGGGAGUGAGGACGUCGCAACGGGCGCGGGGCAGCUGCACCUCUGCGGUGCGGCGGAGAUGACGGAAAACUUCAACGACGACAAGCAGAACGCUGCCUUCGGUCGGGGUGCGGACCUCAAGUGCAACGAUGACGACCCGUUUCGUGUUCGGAUUGAGGUAGAGUCCGCCCCACUCACGGUGAAACUACCGCUGAACCUCGACGACGCGCACGCCUUCACGAUAUUCUGGGGAGACGCGCAGAACCUCAAAUUGCAGGACUUCGUCCAUCCGGAUAGACGGCAGCUCACGCUAGCAAACAUGUCGAGCCCGGAUCUCGCCGUUUUGGAGUACACUGCAUUCGAACUGUACCACGUGAACGCGUACUGCAACGUAGAGAGUCAGGAUUUGAUUGCCCUGGACGACGCCACGAAC
Messenger RNA from Amoebophrya sp. A120, 797 nucleotides. Lineage: Eukaryota; Dinophyceae; Syndiniales; Amoebophryaceae. The record is from the annotation of a GenBank genome assembly.